AUGUUAUCCGCCAUGACCCGACCAGAAGAUACGGUGCGAGGGCCACGCAGUUACCGGGGUGAGACAGACGAGGAUGAGGGAGAGAAGGGCUCGACCGAUUCCCUGGUCCCCCCUCCAUUGUCAUACAAUGAUGGCUCGCCGCGUACAGAGGAAGAUGGGUCGAGACCGGGUACCGCGAUGAGCGACCACCCUGGCAGUGGUAGCAAACAAUCCUCAAACCAGAAGCUGUUGACGCACGAGGAAACGAUCGAACUCGCCCGGCGCGCCGUGGAAAGUGGAAUUCAAGAUACUAAACGGUCUUUGGCGGGGAGCGAGGCUGUCACGGAUGUGGUCAAGCCUAAGUUAACAAUUGAUCUGGGCCAUUCGCAUAUUGUCAGGAUACCGGAGCCUGUGGUAGACAUUAUCAAGGACGAGGUAGAAAGGCUUUCCCUGUCGAAUAACCAUCUGUUUCAUAUUCCUUACCGUUUUGCCGAGUGCUCCCAUCUCCGUUAUCUCAAUAUUCGAGCAAACAAUUUCCGUGAAUUCCCUAAAGGAGUCUAUAAAUUACCUCUGCUGGAGAUUCUUGAUCUCAGUCGGAACAAGAUCAAUGCACUUCCAGAUGAGAUCAGCAAGUUGAGAUCCCUACGGGUGUUGUCGAUUAUGCAGAACCGGUUGGAUGAUCUCCCAGUUGGGCUGUCCGAUAUGAACAAGCUCCAAAUUCUCAAAAUAGCGGGCAACCCUCUGCGAUAUCCUCUCCGUCGUGUAUUGGAAGCGUCAGAGGCUGAAAUAGCACCUCACAUGACGGACAAUGAAAAGGAAGUUGCGGUGACUGCAGAGCUGAAAAGGUUCUUGAGAACUAGACAGCAAUCGACAACACCCGAGCCAGAGAACAGUGGCGAUACAAGCGAUAUUUCAUUUGAGACGCCAAGACCCGUGCCAGUGAAACGAAAAUUGAGUAGUCGAUUUCCCGUUAUCCCAAGCACCGGUGACGGAUCCGCUCCCUCAUCUCGAUCUCCCUCCAUCUCACGCGCACCGGCGAUUCCAGCCAAAUCACACUUCCGAAUGGCCUCUGGUCAACAACCCCUCGGCUAUCAUAUGCCUGGUCUUCAGCGACCCGGUGCGAACCCUCACGCUGUCAACGAACGCAACCGAAGUAACAGUGAGGGUAUCAUCCAGGCAUCUUUCUCAGCUCGUAAUAAGCGCAUGGGCCUCAUUACUCGCAAAAAUACCGAUCUUGGGACGUUGGAUGAAACUCGGCCAUAUCGAAACAGCCACUUGCGUGGCCUCAGUCACGGAUCUGUUCUCCGAGCACACCCGACGGCACCAGCUCCUGCCAGCAGCAGUAGCUCUUCUAGCCCGAGUAGCCCACGAGAACGGCGACGUGUACGAGAUGGCUGGGUCAACCGGAUGUCGAGUCUUCCAGAACACAAGGGUGAACGAGGAUCAGACGACCCCAUCAUUGAGAGUGCCAAGGGCAUCCUGUUUGCGCUCUUCCAAAUCCACUCUCACAUUUCUACCCUGAUCAACGUGAUCCAGCGCGACGACACACGACGCCACAGCCUAGAGCUCGUCUUCUACAAUGCUUCUACCCACGUCGAUCGGCUCAACGAAGCCCUCGAGAAUGCCGAAACUUCACUGCCCGACAGUCGCGAGUCAGCAAGAAUGAUCACGGAAACAGUCAAGCGCGAAUGUGAGACAUGUAUCGUGGCUUAUACCCACGUUGGCACACAGCUGCGGAACAGUGCUGCAAAGAUCGUCUCAAAUGCUGACUCGCGCUAUGUGCGCUCGCUCAUGUUGAUGAUGUAUGGCAGUCUAGUGGAGUUGCGCAAUGCCUGUGCUAGCCUCAAUAUCCCGAUGUACCAGCCUCAAAAAUUUACCCCGGCUCCCAAGGCAAUCAUGCCAGAGCCCAUCAAGGGCCCUCCUCCCGACCGGUUCCAGCGAUCUAUUGUCACCCCGACUCGCGACCCAGCUCCCCCAACACGGCGAUUACGAAGCGACACUACAAUCCGACACCCUCAUAUGGCCAUGGGUAAUCCGUUAUCCUUGAAUCCCACUAGCCAUUCAGCGACUGGAUCACCUGGCUACACUACUCCAUCCUUCAAUUAUGCACGCAGUCGGUCAAGCAGUCGGUCAAAUCUCAUCAACACUUCGGUGCCGUCCUCUUUAGCGACGCCACGUUCCGGAGAGGCCUUCCCUCCCAUUCCCACAUCAAGCGGCGUACCUCGAAUCAAUCCAUUGACCGGUUUAGAUGAGAUUGAGGAGGAACGAAUCUUCGAGAAGAUCUUCCAUCAACUCACUUCCGCAUACAGCUCCGCUCUCCAGGCACUCCCACUCGCUCGGCGACAAUUCAUCCGAUGCCUUGAAGUGGCAGAGCAAUCGCGCGAGUCAGAAGGAAUUCAAAUUCUCUGGAAUAAUCUCAUCCGCCGAUGCCGCUUCUGCCUGGAAGUGUCCGAGGCACUGGGAAUGCGCCUCUCUAACAUGAAGGUGAAGGAACCGGGCGGCGGACUACGGAACCAGCGCGAGUUCUGGCAACUAUGCAAGACCUUUAUGCAGUCUUUCGUCGAUCUUGUGACUGAUAUGCGAGAGGUGCGGAGCAUGCAACUUCUCCCUGGCGAUAUCAUCAUUAUACUCCGCCCGGUACAGAAAGCCAGCCGCGAAGCGGGUCGCCUGAUUGAGGCAUCUCCUUGGUCGUAUCUCGCAGAUAUGGCCCCAACCCACACGCCAAGCAACUUGUAUGGGCCGCCCCUUCAACCCCCUCAGCUGCACUCGCAACACCAAACCUCGGUCUCGACCUCGGCCAUUGGGUCUCACUCAACUGCGUAUCAGCUUGCUGCGAGCAUGUCCCCGCAAUCGGUCACCGUGCCUGCAACUCCGCUGAGCGCUGCGCUGGGCCCCGCCGCGCAGGCUACCGUGCCCUCUACGCCGGCGAGUGCAUACAGCGACAAGUUCUUCGAGGGUGACGUUUUCCAGCGAGCAGACUCGCUCCUGUCCAUGCCAAACCAAGCACCCUUCUUCGCUCGCCGAUGA
This is a messenger RNA of Penicillium cataractarum, 3006 nucleotides long. RefSeq lists its product as uncharacterized. The transcript has 4 exons. Lineage: Eukaryota; Fungi; Ascomycota; Eurotiomycetes; Eurotiales; Aspergillaceae. Bases 1 to 3006 code for a protein of 1001 amino acids. Gene Ontology annotation, molecular function: protein binding. The record is from RefSeq and is a predicted model, not a curated record.